Messenger RNA from Synchiropus splendidus (mandarinfish), 2102 nucleotides. It is a transcript of the gene ldlrap1a, whose product is annotated as low density lipoprotein receptor adaptor protein 1a. NCBI's taxonomy places the organism in Eukaryota, Metazoa, Chordata, Actinopteri, Syngnathiformes, Callionymidae. The transcript has 9 exons. Bases 89 to 988 code for a protein of 299 amino acids. The record is from RefSeq and is a predicted model, not a curated record.
GACAUGCAGGUGUAUCCACUGGUGGGGUGACUUGUGUGGAGUUUUCGGCAGCAUCACCUCAGUGCCUGACACUUCUGUAAGCGCCGACAUGCACGCGAUCAAGUCCGCCGGAAGAGCUAUUAUAAGGAGUCCAAGUGUGACCAAGCAGUCGUGGACCAGCGGGAGACACAAAAAACUUCCAGAGAACUGGACGGACACAAGGGAAGCCAUUUUAGACGGCAUGACGUUUAACCUCGGGUACCUUGGCAUGACACUUGUGGAUCAGCCCAAAGGGGAAGAUGUAUCUGCUGCAGCGGUUAAAAGGAUCAUCGCCACGGCCAAAGCAAGUGGGAAGAAGUCUCAGAAGGUUUCGUUGAACGUUUCUUCUCAGGGUCUCUGUAUGCAUGACAGGAGCACCAGUGAAUUGAUAGCCAAUGUCUCCAUACGCAGGUGGGUUUUGUUUGUGUCAUGCCCCACUGUGUUUCACCUUAACCCUGUGUGCAGGGUUUCCUACUGCAUAGUGGACAAGGUGUAUGUCAAUGUGUUUGCUUACAUCACUCAAAACACCGUCAGUGGGACCUUGGAGUGCCAUGCCUUCUCUUGCGCCAAGAAAAAAGUGGCUCAGGCUGUCGUGCUGACGGUAGCCCAGGCCUUCUCUCUGUCCCAGGAAUGCUUGGAAGAAGCCAAAGAAGAGAAAGUCACAUCAUUUGGUUCUGAUAUUGUGGCCAGCAAAAAUAGUGACGUGGUCUGGAAAGAAACCGAGACGCUCACCAGAGAAAACCUGCUGGACUUGGACAAAAGUGUUGAAGUUGCCAUGGAGACAAAGAGGAACAAGGAUGGAAAUCUGCUGAACAACCAGAAUGCUGCUGAGUCUGAGAUUAAUCCUGCUGCUUGGUUGACAGAGGAGAGCUUGGAAGAAGCCUUUUCCAGCUGUGAUUUGGACAGCUGUGGUUCAUUUGCAGACUGGCCCUGUCCCGCACAAGCCCCCAGAUCCUGGACUUUGGGUUGAUCCCUCAUGACUGGCUGCUUGGACAUGUUUGGGAUGUGAACUAUGGCAGCAGUUGAUCGUCUAUAUCAUGAGUCAAUGUCACCAGGUUUGGUUGGAGAGAUUAGAACGAUUCACCUUCUCAACUUCAGCAUUUAUGAGAAUAUCUUGUUUAGCUCAUUAGUGUGUGUUAUGAACAGCCCUUGGUUAUGAAUUUUAGCAAUAAUAAUUCUAUUAAUUAUUUCAGCAAAAAAAAAUUUAUGCAGAUUUUUAUGUUGUCAGUACUGUACCAAAGCGAAUGUUAAGCGACUCACAUGCAACACUGUGUAAGUUACUUUACAAGAAUAAUUGAAAAACCUUGUUCUUUACUUGGAUUUAUGGUCUUUUUUUAUUUAAUAUGAUUGAUAUUUGUAGAGAUGGCACUGUCUGCCGUAAAAUGUUUGUUCUUGAACAACUAAUUCAAUGUGGCCUGAACAUUAGGACACUGUUUCAUCAACCCUGCAACACUGUUUCAUGAUAUCUUGUAGCCUGGACUCUGAAUAAGUUACUGUGGCACUUGGCUGUGGAACAAACCUAGUUUUAUUUGUAUUUCUAUUUUGUGCCAAUAAAAAUAUGCUACUCACGUCCCAAAAGUUAAUGUUACUAGAUAUUUCAACUGAUGUUUUUAAGUAGCCAUCUUUCUGUCAGUCACUAUUUUUCCUGUUCGGGGCAUUGAAUUUGCUUUUUAUCUAUAAUUGUCUGGGAUUUUUCUGUUAAUCGUUGCAGAAAAGAUUUUAAUUAGAUUCAAAUUCAUUAAUAUCUGUUAUUUUAUUGUUGAUAUUGUUUUGCUUUUAUUGGUUUGAAUGGCUCUUCCAUUCUGUAUCAUUGGUCCUCGACGUGUAGUGUGUUACACCGGACUGAAGAGCCUUCGACUAUUUAAUAUUGCCAAUUUUUCCACCUUCGUUUAGUUAAAGAUUGAAUAAUGACAUAAAACUUGUAAUAACGUCAUACUGAUUGGUGUUUUUUAUUUCCUCAUGAUGGGUCCUGAUGAUGAUGUGUUUACUGUGUUUGUCCAUCAUUUUUUUCUGUCAUUUUUUUUUCUUUUUCAUGACGUUAAUCAUAUUACUUUCUGCAGUGGGUUACCCUUAAAUAAGGUCAA